AUGGAACGACUGGCAUCGGACGCGGUUGUGGCGGCUGGGGCGACGCGGGUGCAGGAGGAGGAAGCGCGGCGGCAUGGCGCCGCUGGGUUGACGGUGACGGAGGCCGGCGUGCUUCCAGCUGCGCUCGCCAGCGAAAUGUUCAACACGCUGGAUGCCCUGUCGGAUGCGGCAUGGCAACUUGAGGAAACAAGAAAAACCGAGCAGCCCAUGCGGUUCUAUCGGCUGCGGUCGGAUCUGCAGACGCCGCCAAUCGUGAUCGCAGCACAUGGUCAUCGUGGUCACCGUGGCAGCGAUAGUGGUUAUCAUGGAGAGGUUGUUGAAGGAAGCCGGAGACAAGGGCAAUGGCAAGGGCAAGGCAGUGAGGACAGUAAUAGCAGCGAUAGAGCGGAUGAUGAUGAUGAUGAUGAUGAUGAUGAUGAUGAUGAUGAUGAUGAUGAUGAUGAUGAUGAUGAUGAUGAUGAUGAUGAUGAUGAUUACGACGACGACGACGACGAAAACAGCAACAACAACAACAGCGACGACGGCAACAACAGCGACGACGACCGCAACAACGACAGUGAUGAUGGUGACUCGCAACGCGAUGAGUGCGAGGAACAGAGAUUGGUGCUGUGCGGGUUGAUGAAGAGGAUUCGGAGCCACCUGGAGCAGCGACUGCGCGUGAACAAGGACCAUGAACGACUGCUGUUGAAUGUGUCCAAGUACACGCGCGGCUGCUACUUGGCCUCGCAUCGCGACGAGGAUGCGCUCUGCCGCUCGUUUCGAAGGCGUAGGGCGGUUGUCCUCUACCUCGUGCAUGCCACAUACAGCCGGCAGGAUGGUGGCCUGUUUGUGGACCACGAGACUGGGCAGCAGAUUGUGCCACAACACAACAUGUUGGUCCACUUUGCUGUCCCCCGCCUGCACGAGGUGACACCUGUUCUGGGCGGCGGCAGCACGCAGCGACCGCGCUUUGCAGUGUACGGCUGGAUUGUCACGCCACGCUUCGCCGUGUGGAGCCGUCAGUCCCCCACGCGCCAGCCACGCCUUCUGGCGACGGCACCGAAGCAACCAGCCUUGCAUGCCGCUGCACGCGAAAGGGAGAGGGACGCAGAGGCAGCACAGGCCAAACGCAGGGCACAAGCAGCAACAGCGUCCAGCAAGCGGCCACACCUAUCAUCCCAUGCUGAUGCUGAUGCUGGUGACGGUGAUGAUGGUGAAGAUGAUGAUGAUGAUGAUGAUGAUGAUGGUGGUAAUGGUGGUAAUGUCCAGCUGCAGGAACCAGCCGCCACCCCAACCACCACCACCCAGGACACCACAGCAAAGCGUGCUUGCUUGCCGAUGCGCGUUGUGGUGCGCACACAGCACCGAGCAGUUGUGGCUGCGCUUGGGCGCCUCGCGUUCAUGCCAUUCUUCACCGCACAUCAGCUGCUUGGCACGACGCUCUCCAGACAGUUUCGACUGCCCGGCGCUACUGCUGGUGGUGACAAUAUCGACCACAACAACAGCCGUGACGGCAAUGAGGAAGAAGGGGAGGAGGUAGGCCAUGGUGGUGAUGACAGUGGUGAUGGAGAUGAUGGUGGCGAUGUUGCAGAAGGAGUACGGGAGCAACACCGACAUCCCAAUCAUCAGCAUCAUCAUCAACAGCAGCCGGAAGAAGGAGACGAGGAGGGUUUCGGCUGUGUUGAUGGCGAUGGUGAUGAAGCAGAUUGGCGUGGUGAUGGGAGAAGGGUUGUGGGUGGUGGUGUGCAGCACGGCGUAGGGGUUGACGGUGCGCGUGUGCGCCGCCCCGGGCGCGUGGGUGUGCGGAUGUACCUGCUUGGUGACGAUGACAACGACUGCACACGCAUGCACCGCGUGUGCCUGGGCGACGUGAUUGAGUUUGUGGUUGAAGAUUCACCUGAAGAAACGCUGACGUUUGCGCUCACAUCAUGGACCAGGCCCAUGCGGGCUGCGGCCUCGUGGCUCAGCACAUGCCACCACGUGUCCACCACAGAUGUACCCAGUGACAACGACAACGACAGUAGCGACAACAGCGACAACAGCAGCGGAAGCGAUGACGGCAGUACUAACGACGGCAAGAGAGCAGCUGCAAUGCGCACGGUGCUAUCCUUAUCAGACGUGCUGGCCCAGUUUGGCGCGUCCGGCCAACGAGCAUCAUCGCCCUCCACGCGUGAGGCAGGUGCGGACAGCGUCACCCUUGCACGAGCAGUGCUUGCCGCCGCUGCGUCGUCACUGGCACGGCCAGCAUCAUCGCGGCGGGCUCGCAUGCGCGUGCGUGUUCCCGUAGGAGCAGCACAUGCGACCAGCGAAGUGGAGAGUAGUGCUGACCAGGGCGUGUGCAGCCCGCAAGUGGAUGGGCUCAACGGUGAUGAUGGCAGGCUUGAUGGGCGUGGUGGGCGUGGUGACGCUGAUGAGGCAGAUGGGAGAGGGGCGUUGCGUCAUGGUUCUCAUGCACCGCAUAUGGUGUGGUCUGACGACACGCGUCACGCUGCACGACCAUCGUCGUCAUCAGCGCAUGCAGAUGUGCAGCCACUAGGCCUGCACACUGAUUGCUAUGUGGUGGCAAUGCUGCAUGCGCUUGCGGCGUACGGCGGCGAUGUGUUUGUUGACGUGCGGUUGAGUGGUGGGGAUGGCAUGGACAAUGCACGGCGAUACCUGCUCAACUCGCUCGUCCGUCCCCGCAAGCUGUAUCUCCAUACACACGCAGGCGUGGAUGUUGCUCGCUUGUGCACAGCGCUUGACCCCAAUGCUUUUGCUGGCGUACAAGUGGUCUUCACAUAG
This is a messenger RNA of Salpingoeca rosetta, 2760 nucleotides long. RefSeq lists its product as uncharacterized. The transcript has a single exon. Bases 1 to 2760 code for a protein of 919 amino acids. NCBI's taxonomy places the organism in Eukaryota, Choanoflagellata, Craspedida, Salpingoecidae. The record is from RefSeq and is a predicted model, not a curated record.